Messenger RNA from Clavispora lusitaniae ATCC 42720, 1419 nucleotides. RefSeq lists its product as uncharacterized. NCBI's taxonomy places the organism in Eukaryota, Fungi, Ascomycota, Pichiomycetes, Serinales, Metschnikowiaceae. The record is from RefSeq and is a predicted model, not a curated record. Gene Ontology annotation, cellular component: membrane. Gene Ontology annotation, biological process: transmembrane transport. Gene Ontology annotation, molecular function: transmembrane transporter activity.
AUGCAAACCAUUCAGUUGAAGACAAUUGGUGCUUCUGGACCCGCUUCUGGCAAUAGCCAAGCCCAAUCAUCUGCAAAUGAUCAUGUUUUAGAUAUCAGUGUAUCUAGCUCUUCUAAUGAAGAUGAACCCCCACAGAUGCUGGAUACAGAGCAAGAUAUCACCGAUUUCCCAGAUGGCGGGUGGAAAGCUUAUAGCGUUCUCCUAGGCUCUCAUAUUGGUUUAAUUAUUAAUUUUGGAAUUUUAAAUUCCGUUGGUGCCGUCCAAGCUUAUAUCUCAACCCAUCAGUUGGCUGGAGAAAAAGUAAGCGAUUUAUCAUGGGUAUUUUCCAUCUACAUGUGUCUCCCUUUUUUACUAGGGAUGUUUGUGGGUCCAGUCUUUGAUUCUCGUGGAAGUACAGUCCUUCUUUCUAUUUCGACUGUGUUAUUAUUCGGUGGUUUUAUGGCUGUGAGUUUUAGCAAGUCCAUUGUGGCUUUCCUUUUUUCCCUCUCUAUAUGUAUGGGAACGGCGCAUGCCCUUGCUAUCACGCCCUUAGUUUCCCUGGUAAGUCACUGGUUUCUCUUGAACAGAGGUAAAGCCUUAGGGUUGGCCAGUUUGGGUGGAUCUGUUGGAGGUACUAUAUGGCCUCUUAUUCUUCGAGCGUUGUAUGGUUCUGUGGGCUUUGGUUGGGGUAUCCGUAUUGUUGGAUUCAUCUGCUUAGCCGGACUGCUUGUCUCGGUGAUUUUGGUCAAGCUGAGAGUUCGGAGAGUCAUAUCUCCCACCAGUGCGGAGCAUAUGGAAAAGACGAAGAAAUUGUUGAUGCAUACGAAGAAUUUUUUUGAUGUCACUGCUUUCAAAGAAGGUAGUUUCACCUUUUUGGUUCUCGGUGUGUUUUUCACCGAAACUGCUCUUAUGAGUAUUCUCACGUACUUGGCCACAUUUGCAAUUGCCCACGGCUUUACAGAGAAUAAUUCGCUUAUUCUUGUUACUGUGCUUAAUGCUACGGGAAUUCCUGGAAGAUACAUUCCUGGGUAUCUCGCAGAUCGUUAUGGAAACUUUAAUGUCAUGGUGAUCAUGUUAACAGGGUUUUCGCUUUCGAUCCUUGCCUGUCUUUUACCCUUCGGUAGUUCUGCUGCAGGUUUAUACACGUUUUCUGUAUUGUGUGGAUUUUUCUCGUCCUCCGUCUUGAGCUUAACACCUACAUGCCUUGGAUCUAUAACACAAGUUGACAAGUUUGGACAGCGGUAUGGACUCAUGUACACCUGUUCCAGUACAGGGAUCCUUUUCGGAAUUCCAGUUGGCGCAGCUAUCAUUGGCGACGAAAGCAUGUAUAACUACAAGGUCUUUACCGUGUUUUGUGGCGUGUUUGCAGUCGUUGGAACUACAUGUUGGGCAAUCAGCCGGUAUUGUGUUGUUGGCGCUCAAUUAAGGGUAAAAGUUUAG